Molecule: messenger RNA, 1989 nt
Organism: Venustampulla echinocandica
Lineage: Eukaryota; Fungi; Ascomycota; Leotiomycetes; Helotiales; Pleuroascaceae
Product: p-loop containing nucleoside triphosphate hydrolase protein
Exons: 2
Coding region: 1-1989 (662 amino acids)
Molecular function (GO): DNA binding; hydrolase activity; ATP binding
Source: RefSeq, a predicted model, not a curated record
AUGCUCCCAGUAUCGAGAGGAUGGAGGUUCCCUUUGUCAGCUUGGAAGCUUCGUUCUCGAACCGCAACAUUUCGGCAAUAUGCCAAAGCAUCUACCAGCCUUCCAGGCAUCGCCCCCGAGGAAGCGCCACCCAUCAAGAUUCGUCUCCGCGAAUACCAAGAAGAAUGCAUCCAAGCGGUACUUACUCACCUUGAUCAAGGGCAUAAACGGUUGGGGAUCUCAUUGGCAACUGGAAGUGGGAAAACAGUCAUCUUUACCCAACUUAUUGAUCGCGUCAAGCCCCAUACCGAACUAGCAGACCAAACACUGAUUCUUGCUCAUCGAAAAGAGCUUGUCGAACAGGCUGCUCGACAUUGCAAAGAUGCAUAUCCUAUGAAGAAGAUUGAGGUCGAAAUGUCGUCAAUGCACGCAAGCGGAUCAGCCGAUAUCACUGUCGCUAGCAUACAAAGCAUUUUGUCUGGUGAUCGAAUAUUGAAAUUUAACCCGAAGCGGUUCAAGCUCGUCCUUGUUGAUGAAGCACAUCAUAUUGUAUCCGCAGGUUAUCUAAAGGCAAUGGAAUAUUUUGGACUAUCGAAAAAACAACCAGACUCGCCUGCUCUUGUUGGCGUUUCGGCCACCCUAUCACGAUUUGACGGGUUGAGAUUGGGCGCUGCUAUCGAUCAGAUUGUAUACCACAAGGAUUAUAUUGACAUGAUCGGAGACAAAUGGCUUGCGGAUGUUAAUUUCACCACCGUGCAUUCCAAGGCGGAUCUAUCAAAGGUCGGGAAGGGGGCGAAUGGCGACUUCCAUCCAUCGGAGCUUUCGGGAAUAGUUAACACCGACGAGAUCAACAAGAUUACAGUUGGCAGCUGGCUUGCUAAAGCACAAGGAAGAAAGUCAACAUUGACAUUUUGUGUCGAUCUUGCUCAUGUGGAAGGGUUGACAAAUGCGUUUCGAAAGCAGGGCAUCGAUGCUCGCUUCAUCACUGGCGAGACCCCAAAGCUCGAGCGAAGCGUACGACUAGACUCCUUCAAAAAGGGCGAGUUUCCGGUCCUUGUGAAUUGUGGAGUAUUUACCGAGGGAACCGACAUACCAAAUAUCGACUGCGUCCUACUAGCACGUCCCACAAGAUCACGAAAUCUCCUUGUCCAAAUGAUCGGCCGAGGGAUGAGGCUGCAUCCCGGGAAGAAAAACUGUCAUAUCAUAGAUAUGGUUGCGAGUUUGGCAGGUGGAAUAGUAACGACCCCUACUCUCUUUGGCCUUGAUCCGUCCGAGCUCGUCGAGGGGGUGAGCCCUAGUGAUAUGAUGCGCCGUAAAGAGAGGAAGGAAAGAGAAAGCGUAGAUGAUGGGAAUUACGACACGGCAGCUUCAUCAAAGCCUCUCACAGACAGGGUAGUCUUCACUGAUUAUGACUCUGUAUUUGACUUGAUCAAGGACACAUCUGGAGAGAAAUACAUCAGGGCUGUGUCACCGCAUGGAUGGGUCUGUGUUGGCCCUGACCGAUAUAUCCUAUCGCACUCGAACGGCUCGUUCUUGAACCUAGAUAAGCUUAGUGACAGCGACGACGACUCCAGCGAUGAUCAAUACGUCGUCCACGAAACACUAAGCCUCAAACUUACCGAUGCGGAGGUUCCUUUUGGGAAACCCCGCCAGAUCGCUAGUGCAGCUACGUUCAUCGCUGCGCUUCAUGCCGCAGAUACCUAUGCAUCGCAGAAAUACCCCUAUACUAUUAUUUCAAAGAUGCAGCCUUGGCGUAAUAAGCCAGCGACAGAAGGACAACUUAACUUUUUGAACAAACUAAGACUUAAAACAGAUCAAUUGACUGCUGACUCGCUCACUAAGGGGCAGGCUGUCGAUAUGAUCACAAAGAUUAAGCAUGGUGCUCGUGGGAGAUUCGCAACCAUGCAAGCGAAGAGGCGGAAACAGAAUCGUGUGAGGCUAAAAUUAGAGCAGGAACAGGAGCUAAAGGAAAGGGAAAAGGUUAGCGUUGGGCCUCUUCUAGCUGAAUAA